AUGGUCUAUGGGGGCAAACCAAGUACCGGAUGUUACCUGUGUCGCAAACGGAAGAUAAAGUGCGAUGAAGCCCAUCCGGAGUGCCGGAACUGCAUUAUCUAUGGCCGACCAUGUCCAGGGUACAGGCCGAAUGCUCUCUUCCGCAAUGAGACCGGGAAAGUCGAGCGGCUGAUGAAGAGCAAUGCCAUCGUAAAUGCCAACAGCAAUACCGACAGUCACGAUAGCUCCUCAGCAUCAGACACAUCUAUAUCGGCCGUCUCGCACCGCCAACGCGCAGGCUCACACGGGAAAAACAAUGGCAACACUGCACUGACGCUAUACGCUCCCGCUGACUCCACCUGGGAACAACGAGCACUGUGCUACUUCUUCGACCAGUACACCAUCAAAGCUGAUUGCGAGGACGGCGGACAUCUCGACUAUCUGCCCCCACUGUACGCCCGCGAGCUCGGGCGUCAGAGCGGCGAAUCACCAUAUUCCUGUUUGCGGUCAGCGGUCGAUGCCACGGCGCUGAUGACUCUCGCUAAUGCUAAAAAUGCGCCGUCUCUUAUGACCAAGGCGCGGCAGAGGUAUGGGCGGGCUUUGCGGGGGUUGCAGGAGGCGCUGGCGUCACCAGCUAAUGCGGUUAAGGAUGAGACUUUCGCUUCGGUUGUUUUGCUUUCGUUAUAUGAGGAUAUCUCAGGUGAGCGGAAUGGAUUGUUCAGCUCGCAUACAGCCGGGUUUGAGUUCUUGACGAAACUCCGUGGAAACACGCAGAUUUAUCAUAAGCGUGGUCGAGAUAUGCUUACUUUUGCUUAUAUCCACACGUAUGUCGAAACCCUCGCAUUGGGAGAUACGCCGCGCUUCGAUAUUGAAUGGGUCCUCGGCGUGCUAGACAUCAAUAAACCUGUCGAACGGCUCAUGCUGGCCGCCUCAAAGCUCUGCCGGUUAUUCCUACACAUAAGAUCGUCGCUAAACCCCCCAGACCAAGCAACCGUCGAAUCAUGGAUCACAGCAGGCCGCGAGUGCGAUACCGAACUAUACCAGUGGACACAGACCCUGCCAGACCGCCGGCUCCCACUAGUCGUCUAUUCAGCACAGGGCGAGCCCCUCCUAACCUACAACCGCAUCUCCGACGCCGUGGUCUGGAACUACUACCGCGCAGUGCGCGUGAUGAUACAGCAGCUCCUCCUCGGCCUUAAUAGCACACUUGCCUCCAUCAAAGCGGCCAACAAACAAUUCCCCGAUUCCCAGGAUACCAGCACCCCUGAACCCAAGUCUGGGCCCGCUCUCCAUGAGCCAACUUUGCAGGCUAUCAUCCACGAAAUGAUCACAGACGUCUGCCGCAGCAUCCCCUUCGCCCUGGCGGACGUCGACUCCCUCGGCCGCCUGAAUAAAUCAGAUAGCCCGUUGCAAAUGCGCGCCGCGGAGGGUUACGGCUUGCUCUGGCCCCUCUGGUAUAUUCUCUCCUCUGGUCUGCCAACCCUGGCGCAGGUGGAGCUGAUUCGCACUGUGCUGUCGCGUGUCGGGUCUACGCUAGGCAUUAAAUUGGCGUUGGUUCUUGCUCGGGAGGCGGAGCGUGUCCGUGGAGAGCAGGAUGAGGUGAAAGGUGAAAUUUUUGGUCGGGAUUUACCACGCGGUGCGUGCUAUCUCGACAGCUAA
Molecule: messenger RNA, 1638 nt
Organism: Penicillium robsamsonii
Lineage: Eukaryota; Fungi; Ascomycota; Eurotiomycetes; Eurotiales; Aspergillaceae
Product: putative C6 transcription factor
Exons: 3
Coding region: 1-1638 (545 amino acids)
Biological process (GO): regulation of DNA-templated transcription
Molecular function (GO): DNA-binding transcription factor activity, RNA polymerase II-specific; zinc ion binding
Source: RefSeq, a predicted model, not a curated record